Zerene cesonia (dogface butterfly) is the source of this 2840-nucleotide messenger RNA. It is a transcript of the gene Myd88, whose product is annotated as myeloid differentiation primary response protein MyD88. Lineage: Eukaryota; Metazoa; Arthropoda; Insecta; Lepidoptera; Pieridae. Gene Ontology annotation, cellular component: plasma membrane. The coding region runs from base 184 to 1347 and encodes 387 amino acids. Gene Ontology annotation, biological process: Toll signaling pathway; innate immune response; defense response to Gram-positive bacterium. The record is from RefSeq and is a predicted model, not a curated record. The transcript has 6 exons. Gene Ontology annotation, molecular function: TIR domain binding; Toll-like receptor binding.
UAGUGACUAACUAGUUUUUAAUCUGUGGUGUCUAGUACGUAUUCUAUAGUGAUAUGCGGUGUAGUUUUUAGAAAACAAAAGUAAACUGACCAAUUUAUCGCGCCCAGUAAAUAAGUGUUGCGAACUGAUGACAUGUAUAUAUGGAUGGAAUAGUUAAACUUUAUAGAAAACGUUAGUAAAAUCAUGAAUGCGUUGGUAGACAGUGAACUAAGAGCUUCUCCACUUACAGCUCUUACCCAUGAAUCUCUCAAUUUGCUAUCAUCGUUGCUAAAUACAAGAAAAAUUCUACUUACUGUUUGUCCAGAUCAACUGUCAAGACAUAGGGACUGGAGAGGUGUCGCAUCUCUUGCCAACAUAAGCUCAGAAGUUGCAGCCAGUAUUCGGGAAUACAAUGACAAGACACGGCGGGUGAUAGAUUUAUGGAUACACAAUAACGAUGGCACCGCAACUGUCGGGAGACUCUUGGAUAUCUUGCAGUGGAUAGACAGACAUGACGUGUAUGAUGAUUUGUUGGAUCUCGCUAGCAGAAAUAAGCUUAUAGUUAAACAAGUAAAUCAAAAUGGCCACCAGGAGGUGGUGGCAGCGGUGUCGGAAGAGGAUCUCAUCACUUACGACGACAAAAAGUUCGGCUGCCCCCAGCGGUAUCACGCGUACGUGCUGUCUGCGCGGGAGGACAGGGACUUUGUCAACGAGCUGUUGAACCGACUGACCGAGAAUGGCUUUAGGUUGUGUACAGAAGACGACCUGUUACCGGGGCACGGGACGCGUUUCGCGCCAGUCUCGCGGCUGAUAUCGGAGCGCUGCAGUCGCAUCAUACUGAUAUACUCCCCGGACUUCCUGCGCAGUCCGGCUAACACGUUCUUCAUGAAUCUGGCUCAAGCCGAUGGAAUUGAAAAGAAACAGCUGAAAAUAAUACCCAUAAUGUACCGACACUGCCUUCUCCCAUUGCACCUGACAUACUACCACAACUUGUACUACAGUACCGACCGCAAGUCGCCCUACGAGUUUUGGGGCAAGCUGGAGCGCUCGUUGGAAGUGCGGGAUGUGCCCAGAUUAACCAGCUCCUCAUCCGCACAUUCGGCUAUGAGAAUCGAAGAGUUACCCAACAGUGAAACGAAUAGGUUCACUCCAGAGAAAAAACAAGAUAAUUUCCUGACGCUACCGAGCCCACCUACCGAUACGUCCUCUAUGAACGACCUCCGGGCGCCGACUGACACCAAAUCGUCAUAUGACACGCAGUCUCUGAACUCAAGCAUCGACUCAAAAAAGAAAAAGUCGGGAUUUAGAAAACUUUUGGACUCAUUCAAAGGGAAGAAAUAUAAAAAAGCAUUUAGAGCGCAAAAUUAAUGUCAUUUGCAAGUUAUACUCAUUUGUAAAGCUAAAUAUUAGCUCAGUGUGGCUGGAAUUGUGCAAAAAUGGCGGACAUGCAAUUAAAUCUAAAGAAAUCGUCAUUCCAAAUUUGAAUCCAAAAUUUUUUUUAUGAAUGCCAUGAAGAAUGAAAAAGUAUAUGUUGCCUUAUGUAAAAGGUAAAUAAUUUAAAAUAAGAAAGUAUAUUGUCCCCCUGUCUUAUUCGUAGAAAGUGAGUAUAUUUUUAAUUUUAUUCUAUAAAUGUUUUGAAAGGCAUCUAUAUUUGGUGAAAUAUUCUACAACUUCUUUUGUGUAUUUAAAACGAACAGAAGCAAAGCUAUAUAUAUAACUAUUUUAAUAGGGUUGGCAAAAGAGAAUAAAAUGUACUGUUUACUGAGACUCACCAAUGUGACAGUGGUUUGUUGACACGCACACAUGCGCCGUAUGCUUGUAAUAGUUGAUCGCAAUGGAAUGAAUAUUUGACUCGCGUGUUUUUUUACUCGUGUGCUCUAGUUGCGAAUAUAUCGUUUUGAAGCAGUUUUAUAAAGUUCUAGAUACGUAGUACACGCAUUUGAAUGGCAAUAAGUAGUCAGGUAAUUGCCUGACUUGUGUAGGCGAGCGAGUGAGAUGUAAUAUGUUAUAUGCGUGCGAGUGAAAGAGAAGAUGAAGCGCGGCUUAUAAACGGCAGUUGCCUUUUCAAAAUGCAAUAUUUUUGUUGUAUGACCGGUCUAUACUUUUGAUACGUUUGAGAUUAUUUAGAGAUUUGUCAUAUUAUGCGCAAAUUGUUGUAUUCUACAGGAAGAAUUUAAUUCUAAGUAAAAAUUUUAUAUAUGUAACUGAUAUUAUCAAUUAUAGACGUAAGUAAAUAUUAUAAUGCUUUUUGGGAGUGUAUAAUUAUGUUAAACUUAUUGCAAGAGAUGUUUAUUUCAUUCUAUUUUUCGUUAGUCUAUUUCCUAAGUCAGGAAUAUGAGAAUUUAAUAAAAAUAUUGUCAAGCUGAUAUAUUAUAAUACUAGAAACUAAUGAUUAAUAUUUUUUGUAAUUGCACUUUAGUUGAUGCUUGUAGGUACUUCCUAUUUUAAAGGGAUGUGUAAUUUAGACUACUAGAAUAAUAUUUUUGUUUUGUAUUAUAUGAGACUGCAUUAUAUUUCGAAUAUUUUUUAUUUAAAUACUUAAAAAAAAUCAGCCCUUAAAUGCUAAAAUUUUUAUUAAAUAAAUAAUAUAUAUGAAAUAAUUAUAUGAAAAUCUUACACUUAAAUUUGGACUGUACCAGCUUUUUGUAUAUAUAUAUAAUUUUAUAACUAUAUAUCAAUAUCUUUCCUUAGAAAUGUAUAUUUUACAUUGUUAUACAGGGUUUGGAGGAAUUUAUAAAAAGAUUAGAACAUUAACUUGUGAUAUGAAAUAUCCUCAAAGGUGCUUCCAAAGUAUUUAUAUAUUUUAUAUAGCGAAUAUGUGUUGUUAUUUUAAUUGUGAAAAUAAAACAACUGAAAUGUUU